UUGGGUUCGGGAACCUGAGAGAUCAAUCACUGUCCGGUUGCUUCUUUUUAUUGGGAUUUCAGCACUUUAAUAAUCAAUAACUUCCACAGAGGCUGCUUUAAAAACCUCUCGAGCAUAUCUACCGCUCGCGACGCUCUUCAUAUAGCAGCAAACUGUCGCUUAGCAACAACGUUUUACUGCUUUUACCCGUUCGCUCGCCUCGUCGAGAGGUCCGAAGGUUAAAAUCAAACGGCUGAAGCCUACUACGGAAGCUCGCGCGGUCAAAGCUAAGCUAACGGGACGAGCGAACCGGAGCAAACGGUCAUAAAAAAAAAACCAACAACAUAGUUUUUUUUUUUUUUUGUUCUCUGAACUGUUUAUCGUCAACAGCAGCAGUACAACAGCUCAGGGUCCGUUAGUCUAGCUACUUUUGACCGGCUAACGGUCAACGGUCGGCUAACGGUCGGCUAACUGUUCCUGUGUUUGUUUACUGUCAGAAGUUAACGGUUCAGCCGCCUCCGGUGCAUGCAGCUAACGUCACGGCGAUGACAGUUACGUUUAGGCACCAAAACGACUUAGUCAAGUUUAGGAAAAAUAUCGUGGUUUGGAUUAAAACACCCCUGCGUUUCUUGGGUGAAAGCAUUAAAACGAAAUAAUUAUGUUAGCCUAGAUUUUGCUCAACUUCCGGCCGUAGCUGUAUCCCUUUUUAAGUUUGUAUUUUUCCAUUGCUGUAUCCCUUCUAGCCACAACCCUCCGUGUGUGUUUGUGACGUCUCCGUUUAGCUGCAGUGUCAGUUAUGAUCUUAUAUAUUUGUCAAUGGUUAUGACGUGUAAAAUGGUUUAAAGACGUUAUAAGCUAUCCGCGUGAACGGCUAGAAAGAUGCCCGACAGCGGGUUCAGCUGGACGGUGGUGGUCCUGACCUGCCAACACAAAGACAGCGUCUACUCCUUCCAGAGAGAGCUGGAGUUGCGGCAGCAGCGUGGGUCCCUCUCUCGGGGUGCGUUGGUUUUGACGGUGCGGGACCGCCAGGAGCCGCUGGGCAGCGGGGGGGCGACCCUGAACGCCCUGCUGGUCGCUGCCGAACACCUGAGCAGCCGAGCGGGACACACGGUGGUGACAGCUGACGUCCUGGACGAAGCUCACAUCCUCAUCCUCCACUCGGGCCGGGACUUCCCCUGGAGCUCCUGCAGCCGAGCGUUCUGCUGGCUGCCCUCAGAGAGACCCGAGCACCAGAACCAGGUCCAGAACCAGGUCCAGGCCCCGUUCUGUGUCCUGGACCUGGUUCUGGACCGGCUCAGCACCCAGAUCUGUCCCGGCUCCCCCCCCGGGGUCUGGGUCAGCAGCACCGACGCCAUCCUGCACCUCCCACCGGACCUCGUUCUGUCCUGGGACCGGUUCUCUGGAGUUCGGGUUUUGGCGUUGCCGGGCGACCUCUCCUACGCAGCCAAUCACGGAGUCUACCUGUCCGACCAACAGGGGCAGGUCAGGGACAUCAUCUACAAGGGAUCAAAGGAGCAGAUUCAACAGGCUGUGAUGCAUGAUGGGAAAGUGCCACUGGUCUCUGGUCCGGUCUUCUUCAGCAGCUCUGUAUCAGAGAAGCUGCUGCAGACUCACGUCACUCCUCCGCUGGAUGGCUGUACCUACCUGGGCCUGGACUCUGGAGCUCCACCCAUCCAGGUGUCUCUCUUCCUGGACCUGUUGAAGUGUCUCUGCUCAGAUCUGACCCAGGAUCAGUUUGUGAGUGAGGACCGAGCUGGCUGUAGUUCACCUGUUGGACCCCAGGGUGCAGCAGUGAGGAGCAGCCGGGCCGAGCUGUGGAGGAUCCUCAGAGGAGCUCGGCUCAGUCUGGUUUACGUCCCCGGCGGUCGCUACGACUACCUGACUCUGUCCGGGAAACGUCACGUGGAGCGGCUGAGCUGUGAUUGGACGGACAGAAACACACUGUCUCACAUCCAGAGAGAGGGCGCGGUGGCCGAGGGGGGGCGGGUCAUCAACGGCGUGCUGGAGGGAGACGUCGCCGUGGCGACCGGAGCGGUGGUGCAACACUGCCACCUGCAGGGUCCUCUGGAUGUCCCGUCAGGUUGUUUACUGUCCGGUCUCGGGCCGAUGACAUCACAGUGUGUCAGGGCGCUGCAGCUGACCGAUGACAUCAUCGUCCAGGGACAUCGGAUCGAGCUGGGGAACGUCUCCUCCGAUGACAUCUGCUCCUCCUUCCUGAACCAGAGAUGGAGUCUCUUCUUCAGCAGAACAGGAAUCCAGCCGGAGGAGUUGUGGGUGCGGGGGGAGCAGCGCUCCCUGCUGGCGGCGCGUAUGUUCCCGGUCCUCCACCCGAGAGGAGGUGCUGUGGGUCUGCAGGAGGGGGUGGGCUGGCUGCUCGGGGGGGCCGGCUGUCUGCAGCGCUGGAGGGAGGCGUGGCGGCUCUCUCUGCAGGAAGUGAUGUCACUCACCUGCCAGGAGGCGGAGCUCCGGUGGAGGGAGGAGCUCCUGUAUCUGGCGGGGAGGAGGAGAGCGACCGACGCGCUGAGGAGUCGCACCGACGCCUGUCUGCUGCCUUGCUUCAGGGCCGCGGUGCUGGGAGGACAGCAGGAGGCGCUGCUGCACACGCUGGACACCAUUGCAGCAGGAAGCAGUACGCCGGGGGCGGAGCUAGGGGCGGAGCCGGGGGCGGAGCUAGGCGUGGCUGCUCGCUGCCUGUCCUGCAUCGCGACGUGUUGGUGUGCAUGGCGGGGGAGGGGGGGCCUGAGGAGCGGGCCGGCCGCCAAGGCCUGGAGGUCAGCCUACUCCCUAUUGGAGGAGGGAAACCUGAGGGGCGGAGUCACAGCGCUGGCGCACAGAGAUCAUUGGCUGAGCAGGCCGGACCUGCUGGUUCGGGCGGCUCGGCACUACGAGGGCGCCGGACAGGUGCUCCUACGACAAGCCGUGAUGUCAUCGCAGAGGUUCAUCUCCAUUGGCCAGGGGGAGGUCCCGCCCCUUGAGGAGUGGCAGGAAGUGGAGUGUCCGGCCAGACUGGACCUGGCAGGCGGCUGGAGCGACACGCCACCGAUCGCCUUCGAGCAUGGCGGCUCCGUGACCAACGUGGCGGUGAGGGUCGAUGGGAAGCGUCCGAUUGGAGCGCGAGCCCGACGCAUCAGAGAGCCCCGCCUCCUAUUGGUCAGCCACGCUGGCGGGCGGGACAGCGGGGUUUCCACGGAGACGGUGUGCGACAGCCUGGACGACCUGAAGGACUGCUGUCAGCCACACGCACCAGGAGCCCUGCUGAAGGCGGUGUGUGUGUGCAGUGGUCUGGUGUCUCUCUCCUCCCAGCAUGCUCUGGGUGAUCAGCUGAUGCAGCGGUGGGGGGGAGGUGUGGAGCUCCACAGCUGGUCGGUGCUGCCCACCGGGUCUGGACUCGGUACCAGCAGCAUCCUGGCAGGGGCGCUGUUGGCUGCAGUCUACAGGUGUACGGGUCGAACCUACGACACGGACUCCCUGAUCCAUGGCGUCCUGUACCUGGAGCAGAUCCUCACCACAGGUGGGGGCUGGCAGGACCAGGUGGGGGGGCUGGUGGGCGGAGUCAAGGUGGCUCGCUCCAGACCGUCUCUGCCGCUGCAGGUGGAAGUGGAACGUCUCAGUCCUCCGCACGACUUCCUGUUGUCUCUGGAGGAGCACCUGCUGCUGGUUUACACCGGCAAGACUCGGCUGGCUCGCAAUCUGCUGCAGGUAACUUUACUGUUUACAUUGUGA
Molecule: messenger RNA, 3702 nt
Organism: Perca flavescens (yellow perch)
Lineage: Eukaryota; Metazoa; Chordata; Actinopteri; Perciformes; Percidae
Gene: fcsk
Product: fucose kinase
Biological process (GO): GDP-L-fucose salvage
Molecular function (GO): ATP binding; fucokinase activity
Source: RefSeq, a predicted model, not a curated record